Messenger RNA from Mycena citricolor, 1389 nucleotides. The record is from the annotation of a GenBank genome assembly. NCBI's taxonomy places the organism in Eukaryota, Fungi, Basidiomycota, Agaricomycetes, Agaricales, Mycenaceae.
CGACAAACUCCACCUCCUUCCGAGUCCGAAACGUUCCUUGCGCCCAGAUCGCUUGCGCCGGCUGAGCCUGAUUGUGAUCCAACGACCUCUGACACGCAAGCGCCCGAGACCCUCGACCAUCUUCUAUGCCAGUCCGGUCGCCAGCCCAACGCUGGCACGUUGUGUCGGUUGCUGUCACUGAGGCUUCGCAUCACUAUCUGAAACCCACAUAUUAAAUCUCCGGCAAUCCGAGCACAUCGUCUCGAGCAUCUCUUUCUCUUCCCUCCCUCCCGUCUGUUUUUGUUUUUCUGUUCCUUCUCGGUGGCAGCGCCAUCCCGUACUUUUACUCGUUCUCUUCACCAUGCUCGCUGCUCUGCUUCCUCUCCUUUCCGCCCUGGCGCACCCCGCCCUCGGCGCCCCGCUGUUCGGCCUGGGCGGCGGCACCGCGAGCCCCGCGACGGGCAGCACGACGGCCUUGACCCUCGCGAACGUCGAGUCCACGCUCCUGCGCCCCGCGCAGUUCGCCCGCGUCGCGUACUGCUCGAGCGCGUCGAUCAGCAACUGGACGUGCGGCGCGCCGUGCCAGGCGCUGCAGAACGUGACCUUCCUGCAAGCCGGUGGAGACCAAGGCCGCAUCCCUCUUUAUUUCAUCGCCCAUGACGCGUCGGACAACAGCCUCGUUGUGGCCCACGAGGGAACGGACUCGAAGAGCAUUCUGUCCAUCCUCAACGAUGUCCAGUUCGGCCUCGUCGACCUCAACGCGACGCGAUUCCCCGCGCAAGCCGGCAAGGGCAUCAAAGUGCACAGCGGGUUCCAGCAGACGUUCGAGCGGACGGCCGACGGCCUGCUCGCCGGUGUGCAGAAGGCGCUGGCGUCGACCGGGUCCAAGAAGGUCGCCGUGACAGGCCACAGUCUCGGCGCCGCGCUCGCGACGAUGACGGGCGCGUUCCUCAAGAGCGCGGUGGACCCCUCCGUGCAGGUGUCCGUGACGGGCUUCGGGCUGCCGCGGGGCGGGAACCAGGCGUGGGCGGACUUCCUGGACGGGCAGGUCGGGGUGAGCUUCAUGACGAACCAGCACGACCCCGUGCCGACCGUGCCGCCGCGGUUCCUCGGCUUCCAGCACUCGAGCGGCGAGGUGCACAUCACCGACGCGACGCAGCAGAGCUUCGUCACGUGUCCCGGGCAGGACAACAAGAACUGCGCCGAGGGCAACUCGUUGCUGUCGUCGAAUGUGACCAACCACAAGGGCCCGUACUUCGAUAACAUCGAGUUUGGGCGCUCCGCGUGCCCGGAUGGCCAGUAGGCGGCCGGUCGUACAUAGCAUAGCCAUCAUCCAUGCAACAUCAUCACUGGAUUAUCGCAUGGAAUUCAGCGAAGCAAGCGGUGUGUCGAAAACACCGGUGUCACAAA